Molecule: messenger RNA, 1238 nt
Organism: Salvelinus namaycush (lake trout)
Lineage: Eukaryota; Metazoa; Chordata; Actinopteri; Salmoniformes; Salmonidae
Gene: antkmt
Product: adenine nucleotide translocase lysine methyltransferase
Exons: 6
Coding region: 72-737 (221 amino acids)
Biological process (GO): positive regulation of proton-transporting ATP synthase activity, rotational mechanism; regulation of mitochondrial ATP synthesis coupled proton transport; peptidyl-lysine trimethylation
Cellular component (GO): mitochondrion
Molecular function (GO): protein-lysine N-methyltransferase activity
Source: RefSeq, a predicted model, not a curated record
CGCAUUAGUAUACGGACUCAUUCGUCCGGUCCGUCACGAGUAAGAUCCGUUCAAGGUUGCAAUUUGACAGUAUGGAAGAGGACAGUCCGGAAGAGUUUCUUGCAGAGUUCAAGGAGAAACAUCUAGGUGCUUGGGGAAUUGUCCAGAUAACUGCUGGCACAGGGCUAGCUGUCUAUGCCAUGUGGGCAGGGGUUCUCAUGCCAGGAUUUCGAAAAGUCCCUCUGAGGUUACAGGUGCCCUAUCUCCCUGCCAGCAAGAAACAAGUGCGGAAUGUGAUGGCACUGCUGAGUGGUCGACAUGGUAACCUUGUGGACUUGGGCUCCGGUGAUGGCAGGAUUGUGCUGGAAGCACACAAACACGGCUUUGGUCCCACAGUAGGAUACGAACUCAACCCCUGGUUAGUUCGUCUAGCUAACUUCCACGCAUGGAGAGCAGGCCAUUAUGGGAAGGUGUCGUAUCGGCAGGAAGACCUCUGGAAGGUGGACCUUACUGAGUGUAAGAAUGUUACUGUGUUUUUGGCCCCCAGCGUGCUCUCUUUACUGCAGGAGAAGAUGGAGGCUGAGCUUCCAGAUGACGCCCUGGUAGUAGCCGGUAGGUUUCCCUUCACUGAGUGGACUCCAUGCAGGAUUGAAGGAGAUGGUGUAGACAGAGCUUGGGCCUAUACCAUGCAGGCCCAAAGACUGCCAGCAGGGAGUGCUAUGCUACCUGUACCUAAAGAGUUGAAAUCACCAGUUUGAACUGAAAGUGAGAGAACCAAGUAACUGAUUGGACCAGGAAGACAUGAGCAUGAGACAUAAGCAUGAGAGUUUGUAUGAUGGAAGAAACCAUUGGGAGUCUGAGGAGGAGGGACAAACCAUUUUCAUCUACAUGGGUUGACACAAGUAGCUGACUGAGACCCACUCCUCAGUGUUAAGUUGGUAGUUAGGGGCCUUUUCUGGAUUUUCUCAAUUCCUUGCCUCUGUUCUCUCCUCGCCUUCUGAAAACAACAGCUGUUUCAAAGGGUGUGUGGUUGAUUUCAAAACUCUUCGUGGUAGGAAUUGAGAAAAGACCAGGGAGUGAGAUGCCGUCUGAGUAUAUGAACCUGUCAACAGAUAAACUACCAAGCACAUGGUACAAUCCAGACAUCUUUAAAAACCAUACCUUUUCCACAUUUUGUUACGUUACAGCCUUAUUCUAAAAUGGAUGAAAUAAAAACAUGUCCUCCUCAAUCUACACACAGUACCCCAUAAAGACAAAGC